Molecule: messenger RNA, 2255 nt
Organism: Mya arenaria
Lineage: Eukaryota; Metazoa; Mollusca; Bivalvia; Myida; Myidae
Product: T-complex protein 1 subunit gamma-like
Exons: 16
Coding region: 45-1706 (553 amino acids)
Biological process (GO): protein folding
Cellular component (GO): chaperonin-containing T-complex
Molecular function (GO): ATP binding; ATP-dependent protein folding chaperone; ATP hydrolysis activity
Source: RefSeq, a predicted model, not a curated record
CUAAUGCCUAAUAACUUCUCAGUGCACCGUAGUAAACAAGCAGCAUGUCGUACGGCCAACCUAUUAUCGUUUUAAACCAAAACACCAAGCGGGAGUCGGGUAGAAAGGUCCAGCAUGGAAACAUAAAUGCGGGCAAGGCAAUCGCAGAUGUUAUCCGAACAUGUCUUGGUCCACGCUCAAUGCUGAAGAUGCUUAUGGACCCAAUGGGUGGCAUUGUUAUGACCAAUGAUGGAAAUGCCAUUCUCAGAGAGAUCAAUGUCCAGCAUCCAGCUGCCAAGUCGAUGAUUGAGGUGGCCAGAACACAAGAUGAGGAAGUUGGGGAUGGCACUACAUCCGUCAUCAUUCUUGGUGGCGAGAUGUUGUCAGUGGCUGAGCCGUUUCUGGAGCAACAGAUGCACCCCACCGUGAUCAUCAGUGCCUUCCGACUAGCCCUGGAAGAUCUGCUAGACACUCUCAAAGCAUCCAUCAGAACCCCGGUUGAUGUCACAAACAGAGAUGAAAUGAUGAAGAUCAUCAAGAGCUGUGUCGGGACAAAGUUCAUGAGUAAAUGGUCGGAUCUAGCCUGCAAGAUCGCUAUUGAAGCGACAUCCUGCGUUGCGUUAGAUGAGGGAGGCAGAAAAGAAAUUGACAUCAAACGUUACGCUAAAGUUGAAAAGAUCCCAGGUGAUACUAUAGAAGACUCCGAGGUGUUGAAAGGUGUCAUGAUUAACAAGGAUGUUGUACACCCUAAAAUGAAGAGGCGUCUUGAAAACCCGAGGAUCUUGCUGCUAGAUUGUAAUCUUGAGUACAAGAAGGGAGAAAGCCAGACAAACAUUGAAAUUUCCAAAGAAGAAGAUUUCUCGAAGAUAUUGCGUAUGGAAGAAGAAUUCAUCGAGAAGAUGUGUAACGAGAUUAUCGAGGUGAAGCCGGAUCUGAUAAUUACGGAGAAGGGUGUGUCUGACCUCGCACAGCACUAUCUCAUCAAGGCUGGUAUUUCGUGUAUCAGACGUGUUCGCAAGUCCGAUAACAACAGAAUUGCCAGAGCUUGUGGAGCAACAGUGGUCAAUAGGACAGAUGAACUGAGGGAGGAAGAUAUCGGCACAGGGUGUGGGCUGUUCGAGGUUCGCAAGUUUGGAGAUGAGUAUUUCACAUACCUGGUUGACUGUAAGGACCCCAAGGCCUGUACAAUCUUACUGCGAGGAGCCAGCAAGGACAUCCUGAGUGAGGUAGAGAGGAACCUGCAGGACGCGAUGAAUGUCGCCCGUAACGUGAUGCAGGAUCCCUUCCUUGUGCCAGGGGGUGGGGCAGCUGAGAUGGCGCUCGCUCAGGAGCUGAAUGAGAAGGCAAAGAGCAUCACUGGAGUUCACCAGUGGCCGUACCGUGCUGUGGCCAGGGCCCUGGAGGUGAUCCCACGCACCAUCAUCCAGAACUGUGGUGCCUCAACCAUCAGAACACUCACUGCUCUCAGGGCGAAGCAUGCACAGCCUGACUGUAAGACAUGGGGCGUGGAUGGUGAGACCGGGAACAUCGUGGACAUGAAGGAAUACGGAGUAUGGGAGCCGUACAUGGUGAAGGCACAGACAUACAAAACCGCAAUUGAGACGGCCAUUCUGCUGCUGCGUAUAGAUGACAUUGUGUCUGGUACCAAGAAGCAGAUGGAUGCACUCAACCCCCAGUCUGGAGGAGGGGCCCCACCCCCACAGGCCUCUGAGGGCCCAGAAGCCUAACACUGAAAUCUGUUAGCUGUCUUCUAAUUAUAGACUUACACAUUUCCCUACCUUGGAAACGUUUGAACAAAUUGUGUUAUCACUACAUAAAUGUAUAGGUUAAAGAAUUUAUUUAAAGAACUUUAAACUGUUUGUUUUUUUUAAUGAAAAAAGUUGCAAUGUAUUAUGUAAGAAGUUUGAAAAUCAGUAUUAAAUACAGGAACUGGUUUGAUAAAGAAUUCCUCGUAAAAAAAUAUCAAUUCUUUUCAUACAGGAAUUAGAAUGUACGGUACUAUAUAAAACAUCAGUGUACAACAUUUACAUUGCCAGAAGUUUGGUGAAAGACAGACACAAACAUUACUUAAGCUGAAAGUGAAGAUGUUUUAUCACCUCAUUCUACACUCAUUAUUUCCCACUGCAGUGUUCAGGAGUUCAUUGGAACUUGCUGUUGAUUUUGUACUGUGGAUGUGCUUUGGACUUUAUUUAUUUGCAUAAAGAUGUCUCUGAAAAAUGUGCUAACAUUUUUUAUUUGCUUUUGUAAUAAAAAACAACAACUAAAGUUUGAACAAA